UGUCGGUGUGCGUGUUUGUUUUUGCUUGCUUGCUCUUCUGGCUGGCUUGCACUUUUUCUUGACAAGAGCCACAGAGCACGUAAUAAUAACAAGAGCAUUCAAUACAAAACGACUGAAAAUCCGAAAUAAAUAAGUUCUUAAGCCAGUAGAUUCAUACAUGUAAGAACACAAUUCACUUGAAAAAUGAAUGGAUUCAUUGCUGUGCAUUGCGGAGCUGGGUAUCACAGUGACAAUCUUAAAAAAGAAUACCAAAGAACAUGCUAUGCAGCUUGUAGAAAAGCUAUAGAAACUCUUAAGAGUGGAGGCAGUGCAGUAGAUGCAGUGGAAAAAGCAAUAAUAGAAUUAGAAAACAGUUCAUUAACUAAUGCUGGAUAUGGAUCAAAUCUCAGUUGGGAUGGAUCUGUUGAGUGUGAUGCAUCUAUUAUGAAUGGCCAAACACUACAUUUCGGAGCAUGUGGUGCUGUGUCAAAUGUCUGGAAUCCUAUAAGUUUGGCCAAACACUUGUGUAUGAAGCAAUGUGAAAAUCUCUCCCUGGGCAGGGUUCCCCCAUGCAUUCUGACUGGACGAGGAGCCCGGUCAUGGGCAGAAAGAAUGGGUUUGGAAAUUGUAGAUGAAAAAGAUAUGAUUUCAGCCCGUGCUUUUCGCAACUUUAAACACAGUAAAAGAAAAUUGAAAAGAUACUCCCUUCAAAAUGACAUUAAAUUUAGUCCUCUGGAUACUGUGGGAGCAAUAUGUGUUGAUUCCAAUGGGAUAGUGGCAUCAGGAGCUAGUUCUGGAGGAGUCUCUUUGAAGCAUGAAGGCCGAGUUGGUCAGGCUGCUUCAUUUGGCAGCGGCGUGUGGGCUGUCAAUAACAUGGAUAACAAGUCACCUUCCAUAGCAGCAUGCACAUCUGGUUGUGGCGAGCAUUUAAUUCGGACUCAAUUAGCCAGAAAGACAGCAGAAAGCCUUAAUGAUCCCUCUCCUGUAAUAAGCCUGGACAAAUGUUUGAAAGAUCAUUUCUUAAAUUCACCAUUUCUUUGGGAUGUUUCUGAACGAUUGGGUGGAACAUUGGCAUUGCGUUUUGACCCUGCGAUUGGAGAAGGGGAACUGCUUUGGGGUCACACUACCAAAACUAUGUGCAUUGGUUACAUGUCAACAGAACAUGAAAGACCAAAGUGCAUUAUAUCUCAAUUACCAGCAAAGGUUGAACCAGGCCACAAAGCAGUUGUGUCAGGGACACCAUUCAAUGUUCGUAUACAACCAUGCCCAACGUUUCAAUGGGAAGUGAAGACUGAAACAAACUGUAAUGGAUCUCUCUAGUUACUACUCUUAGUUUUAGUGUAAUUAGCUUAGAUAAUGUUUAGAUACCUAGGUAAUGUGACUGUGUUCUUGACUAAUAAUUAGAUAAAGAGAUGCCAAUGUGUAUUGUUACUUCAUCAACAGCCCUUUACAGUCCACUGCUGGACUAUGAGCCUCCUCCACUAUAGUGGAGGGUUUUGCCAUAAUCUCCACGCUUGGCAGGCGGGUUGGAAAUCGCAGUUUAAAAGAUUGAUGUUUUUCAGAGAGCGCUGCUGCCCAUUCUCUGUUUGAUGUGUAGUCCCUAAGUCGCCUCUUACGACACCCGCGGGAAGAGUAGGGGUUGGUGACAAAUGUAUUCUACUCUGCCGUCACCACACGGCUUAUUCAAUACUAUUAAUUGCAGGAGUGUGAUGGAUGGGAGAGCAUAAUACAUAUUUGCAUAAAUUGGCUCUUGGCUACUCUAAUAAAAUCACCCAAUGAAUUUAAGUGUUUGCACUUCUUUGUGAAAAGAUUAAUGUCUUAUGUACAAUUAUUUAUUUAUAGUUGUUGCAAUUCACGAAGCCUUUACAUGUAGCUCACAACUGUUCAUUUUUCAAAGUUUUGGUAGACGUUACGUUAUGUGCAUCUACUCGUACACAAGUAAAGCUCACUCGCCUUCGUGAGUAACAAGAACUAGGUAUACUACUUUACCUAAGGCCUAAGGGCUUUACUAAAGAUCUCAAUUUGUGGUGUAUUAUGCUCCCCUAUCACUUUUUGAAAGAUACAAAAAUAAUUAUGUGAAAUAAUAACUAUGACCUAGAAUAUUGCAUUUAACAACUACCUACACUCGGCGUCAAAUAAAUCGCACCUCCCGCGACGUCAAAUACAUACUUUUAAACGUAUGCAUCCCCACUUCCUACCAAUAUUGGUACCAUUUGAAAGCCUAGUUCUAAACUUCAUGUCAUUAAAGGAAAGGUUUUUACACCAAAAAUGUGUCUAGAAGGAUCCAGUCUCUUCUUAAAGCGACAGGUAGUUACGCUUGAGCCAACUUAUAUGGCUAUAAAACUGUUAAAUUGUGAUUAAUCGCCAUACAUCUGUUAAAGAGGACACGUGAGAUCAUUAUUUGGUUUUAUACCCACAAAAAUUGGUUUAAUUGGUCCCAGAGCGCAGAGGCAAGCCUCAAGUGAGGCCUUUUCACAUUGUGGUAUGUCACAUUUAUGGUACCUGUUAAUUGUUUAUAAAAAAAUUAAAUGUGUGUUCUUUAUGUUUAAUUAAUGAGCUUUUAAAUAACACCAAUAUUUGUGGAGCACAUGAUUGUGUCAGAAGAAAUUAUUGUCGCGGGAGGAGGUGCGAUUUCUUUGACGCCUAGUAUAUUUUAUUUUCAAGAAUGUGAUAGAUGAGAGAGCAUAAUAUUUGCAUCGAUUUAUUUUCAAGUGUUUGUAGUUUUGUACAUCUUUGUGAAAAGAUUAAUGUCUUAUGUAAAAUUAUUUAUUUACUAAUUUACCUAAGUAUUACUAAAGAUCUCAAUAUCAAUUUGUGGGAUAUUUUGCUCCCGUACCACUUCUUGAAAGAUAAAAAUAUGCGGAAAUAUCUAUGAUCUAGAAUAUUGCAUUUAACAACUAUAUUUACUUAUAGGUAAUUACCAAUUUGAAAACCUACACAAUUUUCAGGAUUAGAUUGAAGUUUUUUAAAGUUGUCUUGGAAUUAUUGGUUAGUGGUGUCAAAUGGGUUACCUACACCAUAUCGAAUUACAAAUGAUCGAAAAUCAAAAUAUCGAAUGCUCAAAAUAUCGAACGUUCAGAAUAUCGAAUUUACAAAUGAUCGAACGAUCAAAAUAUCGAAUGAUUAAAAUAUCGAAAAAUCAAUAUAGAGGUUUUAAAAAAUGCAGGGUUCGAAAAUAUCCGAUAUUUAUUAUAAAUAUCAAAAUAUCGGAUAUUUAUGAUAUAUAUCCGAUAUAUAUCAACUUUGAUAUAUAUCAAAUUUGUAUGAAAGCUAUACUAUUAUUUUAUUGUAUUAUUUAUGAAUACAAUU
Messenger RNA from Ostrinia nubilalis (European corn borer), 3288 nucleotides. RefSeq names its product threonine aspartase 1 (gene Tasp1). Gene Ontology annotation, biological process: protein maturation. The record is from RefSeq and is a predicted model, not a curated record. The transcript is spliced from 4 exons. Gene Ontology annotation, cellular component: cytoplasm. Bases 184 to 1299 code for a protein of 371 amino acids. Lineage: Eukaryota; Metazoa; Arthropoda; Insecta; Lepidoptera; Crambidae. Gene Ontology annotation, molecular function: asparaginase activity; beta-aspartyl-peptidase activity; threonine-type endopeptidase activity.